AUGAAUCGGCUGUUGUUGCUUCAAAAGGUUACCUCUUCCUUAGUCAGCGUUUCUCAAUCGUUGAUUUGGAAAGGAAGUAUCUUUGCUCCAGUAUUUUCAUACAAUUGGGUUUUACACCCAACAGUACGCUGGAAAUCUAAAGGGGCACAUGUGAAAAACGUUAAAAAAUUUGAUCGGAAUGAUAUCAAUGCAGAAAUUUUAUCACUUGUAAAAGAGGAUAAAAUGAACAAAGAAUUUCAGAAUAUCUUGUCACGUUUUCAAAACUCCUUAGUCCAGCGUUUAAGUUUAAGAAUGACUCCACAGAUAUUUUUCGACAUUAUGCUUCCUGAACUAAAUGUAAAACUUGGUCAAGUGGCGAAUAUAAUCCAGCAAAAUAAUAUGCACCAAAACAUGACCUCAAAGAAUUCUCAUAACAAAGCAAAUGUAGGAAAUCACUAUCUUCUCGUCGAUCUUGCUGGCAGACCUGAACUUUUUGUUUCUGCUCGAAAGGCGGUAAUUUCCUUUUUAGAUCCAUGCAAAGAUGGUUCUGGGGAAGACAGAGUCCAAUCAGUUAGUGAAUGUGCUUUUACCAUACAAUUAAAUACUGUUAUUACCCAGGAAUCUCGUCAAAAAGCCCUGCUUCAAGGACAAGAAUUAUUACAUCAAACAAUUCAUGAAAUGGAUAAAAUUUAUCAUACUCAUAAUAAACUAUUGCAUUCUAAAGAAGUCAAAGAAAAAUUAAGUGAAGAUGAUCUAUUCAUAGCUCGUGAAUAUCUACGUACAAUAAUUAAAGAACAACAUAAAUUAGCUGAAUCAAUGUGGAAUCCGAAAAAAUUAGAAUUAGAAGGUGAAAAAUGA
This is a messenger RNA of Schistosoma spindalis, 837 nucleotides long. The record is from the annotation of a GenBank genome assembly. Lineage: Eukaryota; Metazoa; Platyhelminthes; Trematoda; Strigeidida; Schistosomatidae.